This is a messenger RNA of Micropterus salmoides (largemouth bass), 1371 nucleotides long. It is a transcript of the gene spata17, whose product is annotated as spermatogenesis associated 17. The record is from RefSeq and is a predicted model, not a curated record. The coding region runs from base 214 to 1266 and encodes 350 amino acids. Gene Ontology annotation, cellular component: spindle pole. The transcript is spliced from 10 exons. Gene Ontology annotation, biological process: mitotic cell cycle; establishment of meiotic spindle localization; spindle organization. Gene Ontology annotation, molecular function: protein binding. Lineage: Eukaryota; Metazoa; Chordata; Actinopteri; Centrarchiformes; Centrarchidae.
AUCCCCCAAAAUUAACCUCACAAAUAAUGUCAUGGACACUUGGACAUCAACUGUUUUUAAAUGCGUCUUUUUUGUUAGACUAUAGAGUGGGGUUAGCACUAUUCACUGGGUUGAGAACAGAAAUCCUACUUUCUAGCUGCUUUGAACGCAUCUCCACCACCUUGGGAAACAGGGUGUUGUCAAGACAACAGGUAAACUCUGGCCCGAGUAGACAUGGCGGAGGUGCUGAAAAUAAAAAGUGAGGUCGAAGAGUUUCAAAGGGAAUUCUUCCACAGAAACAGUCAAGCUGAGGAGAACAGACAGAAGGAAAACCAGGCAGCCACCCGGAUUCAGAGCUGGUUCAGAGCCUGCAAGGUGCGGGCGUAUCUCAGGUAUAAUGUGUAUGUGUGCCAUCUGCACAAGAAGGCAAUCAUUAUACAGAAGAUAUGGCGGGGCUUCACAGCAAGGGCACGUUUCAGACAAAUGGUGAAGGCGGCAUAUUUUAUCAUGAAGAUGAAUUUCUACGAGGAGAUGGCGGUCAGGAUCCAGCGGAGAUGGAGAGGAUUCUUUGUGAGAAAGUAUAUUCAUAAUUUCUACGCACGCAAGAGCUAUCUGGAAGCACUCUCCAGGAAAAAUGAACUUGUCAGGAGGGAGCUGGAUGAACUUGAGGAACUCCAGAAGAGAGAGAGAGACUGUCUGGAGAUGGUGAAAGAGUACGCAGUCAAUGUCUACCAAGCUCACCGAUUACACCACCUCAUCAGUACGAAGCAGUGCCCAGGGGUUUUCAACUCUCCAUUCAAGCCAGCCCCCCAUGAGAUGGAACAACUGCUGAGGCAGGUCAAGUACCAGACCCCUACUAGACUGGCCCCGAGAGGCAAGGCUUGUCUCUUAGGCAUGCCUCGCCCAACAGCCCCCAGUUUCCCUGGGACUCCUGGAUCCCCAUGGAUGAAAACCACUAGAACCUGCAACUCCUACAGGCCCAUAUUGCCCCCGAUUUCCAGCAAGAAACAGCAGGGUCUGUUUAGAGAACCGGGGGAAGUGUGGGAGCAACGCGUGCAUUGUCCUGACCUGACGUUGCGUCUGCAGACCUCUUACACACACCUGGAGGAGGCCCAGAAUCAGCUACGACGACAUAAGUCUAGGAACAGGAAGUACACUCCACCAUCUGAGCCACAGCAGCAGUUCCUUUGCUCAGCCAGCCUACACCAAGAACUUCAGAUAGUAGAUUACACACUGACUCCAAGAGGAGCUGUUCAAGACAGUGUUCACCACCUACAACGUCUUUGAUACGUUUCCUCCUGUGUACUCCAAGUCAGGCACUCCAAGAAUGACACACCUCCUCCUGGCCUGAGAAAAUGAAGAGAAGUACAAAUAAAGCAAAGAUUUAUUGUA